This is a messenger RNA of Nicrophorus vespilloides, 1508 nucleotides long. RefSeq lists its product as uncharacterized. NCBI's taxonomy places the organism in Eukaryota, Metazoa, Arthropoda, Insecta, Coleoptera, Silphidae. The record is from RefSeq and is a predicted model, not a curated record. The transcript has a single exon. The coding region runs from base 44 to 1258 and encodes 404 amino acids.
CACGAGGCCUCGAAUCGCGGCUCAUUAAUGUGCCCGAAUCGCAAUGAGCUGGCAAUGUUUGCCGACGGCGUUAUGGGAUCCUCUCUUCGCUAUUAUUGAGGAAAAGAACGUGAAGAAGGAUGCUGUUCGAGUUAGGAAGAUCGAGCAGAGCAACGUGGGCAGCGCGUUCGUGGUGCAAGCCGGCGAUGAAUGUAGUUUGUUUAUCAAGUGUUUGCUUCCGAGCGACGGAGAUGACUUCCAGUCGAUGGAGGAGAUUUAUUUUGGAAACGAAGUGGUGUUCUACGGUGAGAUCAUGCGUGACUUCUUGCGGGUUGAGAACGAGGUGGAUGGAUUGGAGAGGAGGUUGACGAGUGUACCGAAGUGCUUGGAUGUGGGAAACGGGUCGGUGCCUUUCAUCGUGAUGGACAACCUGGUGUCGCGCGGCUACAAGGGUCUGGACGUUAAGCGGCCCUUGAGCGUGGAAUGCGUGCGGUUGGUCCUCCAGCAACUGGGCAGAUUCCACGCGAUGUCCUUCGCCCUCAAGCACAGAAGACCGGAAGCAUUCCGCAGAGCCACGAACAAACUGCGAGAAACGGUAUUCGCUUCUUCCAUGUUCCCCACGUACGGAAAACUCUUCCUGCACGCGAUCCACGACGCCCUGAAACUCGCAAAGCAAUCUCUACCGAGCGACAGCGUUUACGUGUCGAAAUUAGCCCUAUUCACCCUGAACAUCUUCGAUUUGAUGUCGGAUCUGGCUUUAGCCAAUCCUUAUUCGGUUAUAACGCACGGAGAUCUUUGGUCGAACAACAUCCUCUGCAAAUACGACGAAGAAACAGGAUUCCCAGAAGAUGCAGCGUUUGUGGAUUUCCAAGGAUGCAGACACGCCUCCCCCAUUCACGACCUCAUGUUCAUCAUGCUCCUGGCCAUCGAUAAGAGCACCCGCGACGAGUUCCGCGAGGACCUCUUGAAGUGUUAUUACAGCGCCCUCAGCGAGAAACUCGAAGAUUUGGGCUGCGAUUCGCAAGAAUUGUUUCCUCCGAAAGCCUUUGAUGCUGAACUCGGUAAACAAUCGCGGUUCUCCUUAGCAAUGGCGCUCGUGGGUCUUCCGCUUUACAUGAAUAACAGAUCGAUGGGAGAAAACACACCUGCAGGAGGCGACGAGACCGUCGACGAUUUGGUCGAGUUCGUGCAGGGAAUUUCAGCGAGGAAGACGACCAAAUGCAAACAUAAAAUGCUCGAAAUCAUCAUGGAUUGCGUCGACCAGGGAUAUCUAGACUGAUUUUAUUGGGCACGGCAACAGCCGAAACAAAACAUAAACGCAACAAACAGUUGCGGAAUUGAUGGCCAUGGACCAGAAUGCGAAUUAAACUCGCAAUAUCAACCAUAGCGAAUUGAACGUUUGAACCCUUCCCCACGGGUUUUCAAUAUUUCGCCCGAUGUUUUUGCGCUGUGCGGUUUUUGUUGCAACAACAAUAUAACUCGGACUGCCGGAAUUUGAUAACUUGUAAACGUUAUUUAAAUUAAAAAAA